GCAGUUUUUUGACAGCUACUGUAGGAACCAGCGCCACUCUCCUACCGCGGCUUCACCUCAAUUGAUGCGGCUUCACCGUAAACGCGACAGUGUUCAGAGAUAAUAUAAAAAUUUAACUUUUUCAUCAUUCUUACCUGUCACUGUAGGCGAACAGUGACAUAGCUCCAGACAUUAAGGACAGCGCGCACUGCAGUUUCUCCUCUGCUCAUCGAUAUAAACCUGACAAUAAUAAUAAUAAUAAUAAUAAUAAACAAUGACAGAAGGCGGGAAUCACGUGCCAGAAGAAGGUGAUACAACGGGUAAGGAUGAGGUGCCCGCGGAGGAGAAGAAGGAGAACGGGGACAGCAGAGUGGCCGUGCCGGAGCAAGCCACGGCUCCCGGGACGGAGCAGGUCGAGUUUGUGCACCCCGAGGGCGGCUGGGGCUGGAUAGUCAUGCUAGCCGCCAUGUGGUGUAACGGCUCGGUGUUCGGGAUCCAGAACGCCUUCGGUAUUCUCUUCAUCUCCCUCCUCCGGGAGUUCGGCUCCGAGGAGGACGACGACCUCCGCUUCAAGACAGCAUGGGUGGGCUCCCUCUCCAUGGGGAUGAUCUUCUUCUGCUCCCCCAUCGUCAGCGUCUUUACCGACAUCUUCGGCUGUAGAGUUACGGCGGUGGGCGGCGCUGCUGUCGGCAUGGUCGGCCUGCUGGCCAGCUCCUUUGUCACGUCCCUGGGCCCCAUGUACUUCACCUACGGCAUUGUGUUCGCCUGCGGCUGCUCUUUCGCCUACCAGCCCAGCUUGGUCAUCCUGGGCCACUACUUCAAGAAGCGCCUGGGUCUGGUGAACGGCAUUGUGACAGCCGGCAGCAGUGCCUUCACCAUCACCUUGCCCUUCGCACUGUCGCACCUGCUGGAAAAAGUGGGCCUCCAGAACACCAUGCGCAUCCUCUGCAUCCUCAUGUUCGUGCUGAUGCUGGCAGGCCUCACCUACAAGCCCCUGCUGCCGGCCAAGUCCAACCAGACCCGCACAGGCCGCCGGUGCCCACCUUUGAGCCAGAUCUUCAACCUCAAUAUCUGGAAGUCCAUGGGAUAUCGCAUUUGGGCCUUCGGCAUCCCUGCAGCCCUCUAUGGCUACUUUGUGCCUUAUGUUCACCUGAUGAAGCACGUGGAGGAGCGCUUCGGACCGGAGGCCAGCAAAGAAGUCCUGCUCAUGUGCAUCGGCAUCACGUCUGGCGUGGGCCGCCUCAUCUUCGGCAGGGCGGCGGACUACAUUAAUGGAGUCAACAAAGUCUACCUGCAGGUGACCUCCUUCUUCGUUAUCGGCGUCAUGUCCAUGAUGAUCCCUCUGUGCCACGUCUUCGGCGGGCUGAUCGCUGUGUGCCUGCUGAUGGGGCUGUUCGACGGCUGCUUCAUCUGCAUCAUGGCCCCCAUCGCCUUCGAGCUGGUCGGGCCCGACGACGUUUCCCAGGCCAUCGGCUUCCUGCUGGGCCUGAUGUCCGUGCCCAUGACCGUGGGACCUCCCAUUGCAGGUUUCCUCAGAGACCGACUGGGUAGCUACAACGAGGCCUUCUACCUGGCGGGCAUCCCCCCGAUCUUUGGAGGAGCCGUGCUGUGCCUGAUACCCUGGGUGGAGGCCCGGCGCAAGAGGAGGGAGAAAGAGGAGGCCCUGAACAGGGAGCAGGAUGUCACAGAGAAGAUGAUCGAGCACGAGAAGGCUCAGGAAGCCGCUCAGAGCAAAACCGGAGAGUCUAUCUUCUAAGCUGAGAGGGAGAGAGAGAGACUGUCAGACUGAGACUGCUGAGGACCGAGAUACAGUAUGAGGAAGAUUGUAAAUACUGCCUUCGGGAGGAGAGCGUGCCAAAGUGAUGAAACAUAUCAGAGAGUUGAAGUCCAGCUUAACGUGAAUGUGACCCGGAAGAACUAUGCAUUAUAUUGUUUGACUGUACUAAUCUUACAACAGUCAAACUUGAGGUUUUAAAUGGAAUUUGAUUGCUGUUUAGGUUUUUUUUUCAUCACAAGGGAAAGAAGACACGCUGUGCUGACUAUAAAUGUAGUGUAGAAAGCUACUGAUGCAGAUCUUUUAGCCAGUGUCUGUGUGAAACACUUGUGGAUGGCGUUUCUUAAGGGAAUGGAUUCUUUACAGUCGGUUUUAACACCACCCGUUGUUUUUAGAUGUAGAAAUGUGGCAUAACAAAGAACACAUAUUGGAUCAUUCAAGCCAGGAACCCAACUUGUCGGUGCAAAUCAAACUGGUCUGCUAAAGAUUUCUCCUUCAACCCGCAAUCUUUAUUUUCGCAUAAAGCCAAAUAUGUUAAUACCAUCUGGGGGGGGGGGGGUAAUCUGUUCAUAGUAUUUUAAAUAAUAAACUAUUUAAAAAAGAGAAAAAGGAAAGGGACAUCCAGAGAGCUCUGGGAUCGUCUGAGCCUUGAAGAGCCCGAGCACUGCUCGGGCUCUUCAAGGGAAGCCGCUUCAUGAGUUUACGCAUCACCUCAAGAGGAGAUCUUGUCCACCUUCUGGAUUCAGGCAGUCUCUCCUCAUUCUACAGUGGGAUGCUCGAGGCAAUCGACAGCACGUUAGUUCUGUAGCUCUGUGUGCGCCACUUAAGCACAUAAACUGACCUUGAGGAGACACCUGCAAUUAUUACGUCACAUUGAGGUCCCCAUGUGUGCGGGACUCAAAUCUACAUUCAAGGCCUUAAUUAAUUCACUUAAUAUUAAGCUUCCAAGUUGUAUAUUCCUACAUAAAGUUGUAGCCCACAUCUAAUUAUUAUUAUUAGCUAAUACAAACACAAUACACAGGAGGGGCCCCGGGGCCCCAUAGAGGGUUAAUCGGGCCCUGAUUGUACUGUGAUUGAUUCCCGCAAAGUGGCUGCUUGUAAUCGAACCGUGUGUCUGAAACCUGGUCAGUGUUUCACCGUAACAUCUUCAUUUUUGGGAAACGUAUUCGCCUUCUUGCCACCAAGACUGUAAACAGAUGGACGGGCUCUGUCCCAAAGGUGACAUCAUUUCAACUUCCAGCCCCUCUAGAGCUCGCCCAUUAUAUGCUUGAUCUCAUUCGUAUCAUCUGUACAAAAGAAAAAUAAUUUAAAAACAAUAAGUUGUAUCGUUUUUCCAUCAGAAAUUUGUAUCCGUGUUCAGCAAACGUAGGAAAUACAGAAUACAGGCAAAGUACUGCAAAAGUCAAGAGCAGAAAAACAUGAAAAAGUACUGGAAAUGUACAAUAUAACUAUUUUAGUAUAUGGGUACAGGAUGGGCACAAAUACGGAUCAGUGGGAUGUGAAUGAAUUUCCCAAAAUGUAAAAUUGUCCCUGUAACAUAAAAACUCUUUAAAGUAGGACGAGCGUUCAGUGAGGAACUGUAAUACUGAAACACGAGGAACAUA
Cyclopterus lumpus (lumpfish) is the source of this 3357-nucleotide messenger RNA. RefSeq names its product solute carrier family 16 member 10 (gene slc16a10). Gene Ontology annotation, molecular function: monocarboxylic acid transmembrane transporter activity. Gene Ontology annotation, biological process: transmembrane transport. NCBI's taxonomy places the organism in Eukaryota, Metazoa, Chordata, Actinopteri, Perciformes, Cyclopteridae. The transcript is spliced from 6 exons. The coding region runs from base 254 to 1735 and encodes 493 amino acids. The record is from RefSeq and is a predicted model, not a curated record.